AGAUGGAUUAUUACAACCCAAAUAUGAAGUGUCAAAAGCGACGCAAAAAUUCCUCCCCCAACUGUGUACUGGAAUCAUGAGAUCACAAAUUAAAAAUUCCGAAUCAAUCGCUUUGUCUCCGGACCGAGCAAAAACCAUUCCCACAACGCUAUCCUUUCAUCAUGUAUCAUAUGAUGUUAAAACCAAAACCUUCCCAUGGAGUUCCCCAAGUUGCUUUAAAGUCCUUUCAGAUAUUAGUGGGUUUAUGCCCCCAGGAAUGAACGCAAUAAUCGGACCGACAGGAUCUGGAAAGUCUACCCUCCUAGAUGUAUUAGCUGGACGUAAAAAUCCUUCACAACUUACUGGAUAUGUUUUAUUGAAUGGUCAAUUUUUGCCAAAUAGUGUUCGACGACGUCUUUGUGGAUAUGUUGUACAGGAAAAUAUAGCUGUGGAUACACUUACAAUUCGAGAGAAUAUCACUUUUUCUGCUACGUUACGAUUACCUCGUUGUACUUCUGCCCGUGAAAGAGAUAAAAAAGUAUCCAGUGUUAUUGAAGAACUUGGUCUUACCUCUGUUGCUGAUCGAAUAAUUGGUACUCAAUUUACCUGUGGUGGUAUAUCUGGUGGUGAACGUAAACGUACAUGUAUCGGUAUUGAAUUAGUGAAUGAUCCAUUGGUCCUUUUUUUGGAUGAACCUACAACCGGUUUAGAUUCAUAUACUGCUACAACAAUAAUUCAUACACUUAAACGUUUAGCUGACUCUGGUCGUACAGUUGUUUUCACAAUUCAUCAACCAAAAUAUUCAAUUUAUCGUUUAUUUGAUCGACUUACCAUAAUUUCUGAUGGACAAAUGAUUUAUCAUGGACCAAGUGGUCAAACACCAAUUGUUCAUUUUGAAAAUUGUGGUUAUUUCAUUGAAGGUCAUAAUAAUCCAGCGGAUUUCUUUAUGGAUAUUUUACAUGGAGAAGUCGACGUUAAUGAGACUGUUGUACAACAAAUAAAUAUUUCAGAUUCAGAUGCAAAUAACAACAUUCAUAAAAGCGUCCGUGAAAUGAUUCGUCGUAGACUUAUAUCCUGUUGGCUACAAUCUACACUAUGGAAACAAUGUAAAAUAUUUCUAGCAGAAUUUAGUAAAACAUUUAACAAGAAUAAAUCAUGUAAAUCAAAACGGAAGAAAUCAAGUGAAAAACAAAAAUACAAUACAACGACAGUAGCCGCCAGAUGUAUUGAUUAUAAGCGACAGAAAUCCAAAAAACAAAGUGAACAAUAUGAUUGUGAAUUCAUACAACCCGGGAACUAUUUAUUAACAAUCAAUAAAGAUAUUGAAAAAUUUGAUGAAUUAUGGGCAUUGAGUCGAUCUUCCAAUAUAACUGACAUUAAUCAUCCUGCUGUUGCUGCUGCUAAUGAUGAUGAUGGUGAUGACGAUGACGAUGUUAUUCAUUGUUCCAAUGUCAAUUAUUUGACCAAUGAAAAUCAAUUAGCAACAUUUAAACAAACAACUGAUUUUCAACUGGAUAAAUCUUAUUCUACACAAGAGAAUAAUGUUGAUAAUAAUAGUAAUAAUAAUAAUAAUAGUAAAAUUGUAAAAAGUCAAAAAUUAAUUAGCUAUUAUUCUUGUAAAUGCAAUAAACAAUUAUCCAAUUAUCAACGAUGCCCAACUACAUUCUGUCAACAAUUACUGACACUGAAUUGGCGAUCAUAUUUAAGUAUGAAAAGAUCAGGCAGAACAAUAUUAGCUCAUUUUGUUAUACAACUUGUAAUUGCCUUAUUUUUAGGCAUUAUCUUUUUAAACUUAAAUAAACGGCAUGAAUCUGGUAUUCAGAAUCGUAUGGGUUUAUUUUUUCUCACUUGUUUACAUUUAUUAUUUAUUAGUGGAACAUUGUUGGAGAUAUUUUUAAAAGAUCGUUCAAUUUUUAUACAUGAAACAUCUACUGGAUUUUAUAGAAUUUCAGCAUAUUUUAUAUCUAAAAUUUUAACUGAUGUAUUACCGACCAAAAUGAUACCAGCUUUUUUAUGUUUAUCUAUAACAUAUUAUCUAACUGGUCUACGCUAUGAAUUAUAUGCAUUUUUAUUAUGGCAAUUAACAAUUGCAUUGCUGACAUUUUCUGCUUCAGCGAUAACAUUUGCUAUCAGUGCCAUGGUUAAAGAUCAACGAAUUGGAUCAAUAUUAUUAUCAAUGUUAUUUGUUUUAAUGAUGAUAACAAGUGGUUAUUUAGUAAAUAUUACAACUUUGUGGAAAUGGCUUCAAUUAAUUCGUUAUAUUUCAAUUUUACGUUAUGCUAUAAAUAUAUUAACAAUAAAUGAACUAUAUAAUAUGACAUUUUGUCCUCAUACAACUACACUAUCUGAUAUAACAAAUCUAACAUCAUCAUCAUCAUCAUCAUCAUUAUUUAUAAAUGAACAAAAAAAUAUGGAAUAUUAUCAAACAGGAAUUGGCGAAAUUUCAAAUUUCGAAUCUAUUUGUAUUACCGGUGUACAAUAUUUAGAAUCACAAGCAAUUGAAUAUCAAUCAAAAUGGUCAAUAUGGUUCAAUGAAUUGGGUAUAUUAGUGAUUGCAAUUAUAGCUUUGUGUAUAGCUUAUAUACAUUUACGAUUAAUGAAACGAUAUAAAUGA
Schistosoma turkestanicum is the source of this 2593-nucleotide messenger RNA. NCBI's taxonomy places the organism in Eukaryota, Metazoa, Platyhelminthes, Trematoda, Strigeidida, Schistosomatidae. The record is from the annotation of a GenBank genome assembly.